GCUCCAGUCCCGGUCCAGCCUUUUCCUCCUUUCUUCCUUCUUCCCCACAUCAUCGGCUCGGCUCCGCUCCCGCAAGAAGAGGUGCCUCCGCCUCCGAUCUCCUCCCUCCCUGCCGCCUCCGCCGCCACGAGCAGACCAUGCCACCGUAACAGUAUUGAACCUCACCAGGAUGGUACUAAAGGGGAAGGAGGGUUGAUGGAAAAUUUCUCCCCGACGACUCUGCUCAAUAGUAUCUCCCACCUCGGUGUCUUAACAUCUGAUGGCUUGGCCACAAGAUCCAAGCCUAUCCAGAAGUAUUGCCAAAAUGUAUAUGAUAUCUCAAGCAUUGUCAAACCCCUUGUAGAAGAUCUGUGCAAGUCCCCUGAAGAGCAACUCAAUGAGGUCUUAAGGGAGCUUGACACUGCUAUCAAUGAAGCUUCAGGGCUUAUUGGAAACUGGCACCAGACAACCAGCAAAAUUUAUUUCGGUUGGCAAGUUGAGUCAGUAAUCUCAGAUAUUCAUGGAUGUUCACUUCAGUUGUGCCAGCUGGUUAAUUCUCUAUUACCUUCUUUGACUGGCCGUGCCUGCACUUGUAUUGAGAAACUCCACGUCGUAAAUUAUGAGCUAAUGUUCGAUUUUGUAAAGGAGAUUGCCAUGGAGCUUACUAAUACAAGCGCAGCAAGUCCUGAGAACCUGUUGAAACUAUCGAGUACAUUGAGUCUGUCAACAAACCUGGAAUUGUACAUGGAAGCUGUUUCCCUUGAGAAUAUCAGAACAAGGGCACUACGAAGUGAGAAUCGUAAAGAACUGGAUCUUGCUGAGCAGAUGAUUCCACUGGUCAACUAUAUGCAUGAGCGCCUUCUCAGGGAUACACAAUUGCUUAGCAUCAACGGGGUGCCUAUUCCUGCUGAUUUUUGCUGUCCGCUUUCCUCGGAGCUGAUGUCUGAUCCAGUUAUUGUAGCGUCUGGUCAGACCUAUGAGCGGGUUUAUAUCAAGUUGUGGCUUGAUGAGGGUUUUACUAUCUGCCCAAAGACACGCCAAAGACUUGGUCACUCCAAUUUAAUUCCUAAUUAUACUGUGAAAGCUUUGAUAGCUAACUGGUGUGAAUCGCACGACAUUAGGCUACCUGAUCCUAUGAAAUCCUUGAAGUUGAAUUUCCCCUCAGCUGCCACCUCUUUUCAGGAUUUGAGCGCUGCAGGCAGCAGUCCUCUACAUUCUAGUGCCGUCUCUAGGGCUAAUAUUCCUGGAUCCCCAGAAACUGAUGGGUAUUUGAGAAACUUUAAUGGAGCAUCUCCUCCCCAUAGUGUGGUCCAUCAGAACUCUCAUGUGCAUGUCAACCGUUCUGGUCAUGAGGUCUCGACAAGUCAAUCUUCAGAAAAUGCAAAUGGUUCCGCACCAGAUGUAUCAAGGUUAUCCCUAUCAAGUUCUGAAGCAAGAGAGUCUAAUUUGGAAGGAAGACGUGCUGGUUCGAUUGGACAAACUUCAGAACAGUCUACAGAGGAAGCAUUUCAAUCUUCUAAUUUGGACAGGGAUCUGCAGGACAACGUGGCCAGUUCUUCAAGGAAUGGUAGUCUUCCAAAUAGUGGUCAACUUGAUGGGGAAUGUGACAAUGGGGUGACAAGAGUUCCAAGCGAUAGGAUGAAUUACAGUAGUGAUGCAUCUGGAGAGGUUACAGAUGGUGGUGCGCCUGUAGCCUCUUCUGUUCCUCAAAGGGAACCUUCAAUCCCUUCAAGACUGGGUGAUGUCCGCACUAGAGGCCAAUUUGCCAGGAGGCAAGCAUCGGAUAGGGGUUUCCCCAGAAUAAUAUCUUCCUCGUCGAUGGAUGCACGGAGUGAUCUUUCUGCCAUCGAGAAUCAGGUCCGGAAGCUGAUUGAGGAUUUGAAAAGUGAUUCUGUAGAUGUUCAGAGGUCAGCAGCAUCAGAGAUUCGCCUUUUAGCUAAGCAUAACAUGGAGAACAGGAUUGUCAUUGCAAACUGUGGGGCUGUAAACUUGCUGGUUGGUCUUCUUCAUUCACCAGAUGCCGAAACCCAAGAACAUGCUGUGACAGCUCUUCUGAAUUUGUCAAUCAAUGACAACAAUAAAAUUGCAAUUGCAAGUGCUGAUGCUGUUGAUCCUCUCAUUCACGUCCUUGAGACAGGGAACCCUGAAGCUAAAGAGAAUUCAGCAGCUACUCUAUUCAGUCUCUCAGUUAUUGAAGAAAACAAAGUAAGGAUCGGACGAUCCGGUGCCAUCAAGCCUCUUGUAGACUUACUAGGAAAUGGUACUCCUCGAGGAAAGAAAGAUGCAGCUACUGCGUUGUUUAACUUGUCCAUACUUCAUGAGAACAAGGCUCGCAUUGUCCAAGCUGAUGCUGUGAGGCACCUAGUUGAGCUUAUGGAUCCUGCUGCUGGAAUGGUCGACAAAGCUGUGGCUGUGUUGGCAAAUCUUGCUACGAUACCAGAAGGGAGGACUGCGAUUGGGCAGGCACGUGGUAUUCCAGCCCUUGUUGAAGUUGUUGAAUUGGGUUCUGCUAGGGGGAAGGAGAAUGCUGCUGCUGCGUUGCUUCAGCUCUGUACAAACAGCAACAGAUUUUGCAGUAUAGUUCUUCAAGAGGGUGCUGUGCCCCCUUUAGUUGCCCUUUCACAGUCGGGAACACCGCGAGCAAGAGAAAAGGCACAAGCUCUUCUCAGCUACUUCCGCAGCCAAAGACAUGGGAAUUCAGCAAGGAGAUGACCUUCCCAGAAAUUUUUUGUAGUGUACAUUAAUGUCUCCUUUGAUCUCUCGUCGCAACUGGGCUCCUGUUGUUCAUUGGCAGUGCUGGAGGCCCUAGAAUUAUGUACUGCCCUGUGCCCAACUGUUUAUAGAUUGAGAUUGUUCUGCAUCUCAUGCCAUGAUGCAAGUGUUGUGGGCGGCGGGUGUUGUCUGUUGAGAUGGUGUGUUUUGUUUUUUUUCGGAGGAUUUUUCUUUUGUAUAGCUUGUCCAUUGUAGCAGCUUACCUAUUAUUCACCGAGAUUUUGUGUUGUAUAUGCUAUUAGCUGUGGCAUACUGAUUGUUCGAUGCUUGCAAAAGUUAAUAUUGUUAUGUACCAAAUAA
Phragmites australis (common reed) is the source of this 3051-nucleotide messenger RNA. Its product is annotated as U-box domain-containing protein 4-like. The transcript has 6 exons. Lineage: Eukaryota; Viridiplantae; Streptophyta; Magnoliopsida; Poales; Poaceae. Gene Ontology annotation, molecular function: ubiquitin-protein transferase activity; protein binding. The record is from RefSeq and is a predicted model, not a curated record. Gene Ontology annotation, biological process: protein ubiquitination. Bases 196 to 2691 code for a protein of 831 amino acids. Gene Ontology annotation, cellular component: cytoplasm; nucleus.